AUGACUCUAGUGCCUAAUCCAGACCAAGCUUCGGGACGGGUUUUUUAUCUACCGCAUCAUGCAGUGGUGCGUGACAACAGUACAACUACGAAAAUUCGAGUCGUUUUUAAUGGAUCUGCACUUACGACACGCAAAAUCUCAAUCAACAGCUUACAGUACGCUGGGGCCAAGCUUCAGAAUGAUCUCGCAGAUGUAAUCACUCGAUGGCGUCGAUACGCGUAUGUUUUCACAGCAGACAUCGAGAAGAUGUACCGUCAAAUCGGAGUACAUCCCGACGACUGGGAUCUGCAGCGAAUUCUAUGGAGAAAAAAUCCACAGGAUCCUGUAUCAACAUAUCAACUGUGUACGGUAACUUAUGGACUUAAAAGCGCCCCGUAUCUGGCCUUACGCGUACUCCGACAGCUCGCAGCUGACGAAAAAUCCCGAUUUUCCCUCGCAGUGAACAUCAUCGAACGAGAAAUCUACGUCGACGACGUUCUAUCAGGAGCCGACGACGUUGAAGGAGCAACAGAAAAAAUUCGCCAAAUCAACGAGUGCCUCGCCAGUGGCUGCUUCAACUUACAAAAAUGGACCUCAAAUGGCGAGGAAUUACUCGAAAAGAUACCGCAAAAAAAGAGGGACAUAUCGCAGCUCGUUUCCAUUGAAGAUAACAAUCCAGUGCGAGCGCUCGGGCUCCUAUGGCAUGCAAAUUCCGAUUCCUUCAAAUUCUCCUCGCCUCGUCAGCAACAACACUCUCAACCCACUAAACGUAAUGUUCUCUCACGAGUUGCUCAGAUCUUUGACCCUCUCGGUUGGAUCGCCCCAGUUGUCGUUCGUGGAAAAAUUUUCAUUCAAGAGCUGUGGUCAGCUGGUCUAAAUUGGGACGAUCCGCUUCCCAAAAUUCUUGCAACUCGCUGGAGAAUCUAUGAAGAAGAACUCAAGGAUAUUGCUCUUAUCUCGGUGCCACGUUAUUUCGGUAGUCGAGCAAACCUUGCAGCAUCGCAGUCCGUCGAACUGCACGGUUUUUCAGACGCAUCACAAAGUGCCUUGAGUGCAGUAGUUUUUCUUCGCCUGCUUACGGAAAGCAACGACAUCCGAGUAUCACUUGUUGCGGCGAAAACAAGGGUAGCCCCGUUAAAAAAAGUUACAAUUCCGCGGCUGGAACUAUCUGCAGUCGUGCUGCUAGUUCGGCUCGUCUCGCACCUUCGAAAAGUACUCGAACUCGAAAACGCCACGAUUCACCUCUGGACGGAUUCCACCGUUGCGCUGGCUUACAUCAGUGGAGAUCCGUCUCGUUGGACGGAAUAUGUCCGCAACCGCGUUAAUGAAAUUCGAGAAAUUGACCAAUCUCAAUGGCACCAUGUCUCAGGCAAGGAAAAUCCAGCCGAUUGCGCGUCAAGAGGCAUUAGCCCGCGGCAGUUACAAGAAGACAGCCUCUGGUGGAAUGGGCCCGUUUGGUUGUCGCAGCAUAUAUCAUCGUGGCCCUCAUUGCAUCCACCAGUCCAUCCAGACGUCGCCCUUGAGCUCCGCAAAUUACACGCACACAUUGUCAACACCGACGAUCGCACCAUCAUAUGGGACCUCGUACAACGCUAUUCCAGCCUUACAAAGCUCUUACACGUUUCCGCUUGGUGUUUCCGAACAUCUCGAAAAUUUCUACAGAGGCAGGACGCCCCCAGCAGAGAGAGUCCACUCACGCCGGCCGAACUUGAGCAUGCGCGUCUUUUUUGGGUCAAGGCGACCCAGUCAGCGUAUUUUAACGCAGAGAUACAACUUCUCUCAGAAGAAAAACAACUUCCGCGAUCCAACCGUCUUCUGCGACUGGCCCCGUUUGUCGACUCCAACGGUUUGCUGCGAGUUGGCGGCCGUCUUCACAACUCUCCAUGCAACUAUGACGAAAAGUACCCAUUAAUACUACCGCAAGAAGCUUCCUUUACUACACUUGUCAUAGACCAAGCUCAUCGAAAAACUCUCCAUGGGGGUACUCAAGUUACCCUCGUCACACUCCGAAGCCAAUACUGGGUAGUUGGAGGCCGCGUACCAGUCCGUAGCUUCAUACGACGAUUCAUUACGUGUAUACGGAAUCGCGCAAUGCUCGGGUAUCAACUGAUGGGGCAAUUACCGCCCUCGCGAUUCAGUCAAGUGCGCCCGUUCAUCAACUCCGGAGUUGAUUACGCCGGUCUGAUCUUCUUACGGACAUUUCGUGGUCGCGGUGCCAGAACGUACAAAGGAUACAUAGUCGUCUUUGUUUGCUUCUCAACUUCCGCAAUUCAUUUAGAAAUGGCUACAGAUUACUCCUCAGAGGGAUUCAUAGCAGCAUAUAAGAGGUUCACGAGCCGCCGAGGGAUUUGCGAAACCUUAACGAGUGACUGCGGGACAAACCUCGUCGGCGCAGACGCGGAAUUGCGAAGACUCUUCCAGGCAACGUCCAAAGAAUUCUCUACUAUCGCUACCUCUCUAGCAAACGAUGGAACUUUAUGGAAAUUCAACCCCCCUUCUGCCCCUCAUUUUGGGGGAAAGUGGGAAGCCGCCGUAAAAUCCGUGAAAUUCCAUCUCAAAAGAGUCAUUGGCGACUCACGACUCUCGUACGAAGAGUACGCUACGCUACUCGCACAGAUAGAGGGAGUUUUGAACUCUCGCCCGCUUUGUGCACUUUCAGACGACACAUCAGACCUUUAUGCGCUCACUUCGGGACAUUUUCUGAUCGGUUCCGCUCUUAAUGCCAUUCCGGAACCAUCUCUCGGCCAUCUUCCAACCUCUCGGUUAUCCCGAUGGCAGUUGUUGAGACAAAUGCUGGAGCAUUUUUGGUCCCGUUGGAGUUCGGAAUAUUUGCAACAGAUGCAACUGCGUGCAAAAUGGCAUUACCGCACGAACGCAUUGAAAAUUAAUUCUCUCGUUCUCAUCAAGGACGAGAGAUAUCCACCAAACAAAUGGGCCCUUGGCCGAGUCGUCGAACUGCACCCUGGAAAAGAUGAUCUUGUUCGCGUUGUGAGUGUCCGUACUCAGCAUUCGACGUAUAAACGACCAAUCGUCAAGCUAUGCCUUCUACAGAGUCCUGACACUGACAAACCGAAGGACACUUCUGCGGACUAA
Molecule: messenger RNA, 3072 nt
Organism: Neodiprion fabricii
Lineage: Eukaryota; Metazoa; Arthropoda; Insecta; Hymenoptera; Diprionidae
Exons: 1
Coding region: 1-3072 (1023 amino acids)
Molecular function (GO): nucleic acid binding
Source: RefSeq, a predicted model, not a curated record